Molecule: messenger RNA, 3097 nt
Organism: Branchiostoma belcheri (Belcher's lancelet)
Lineage: Eukaryota; Metazoa; Chordata; Leptocardii; Amphioxiformes; Branchiostomatidae
Product: golgin subfamily A member 4-like
Source: RefSeq, a predicted model, not a curated record
AUGAUUGUUGAGCUCGAGGAAUCUUUCCAGAACAGAGUUUCCUUGAAAGACAAGGAAGUGAUUGAGCUGAAGGCUCAUGUGGCUGAUCUACAAUCAGAAAAGACACAGGAAAGUACUGAGGCAGCAGCUAUGAUCAGAGUGCUGGAGGAACGUUUGGUAGAUCAGGCGGCAAACACAGAGCUCAGGGUUUCCUUGAAAGACCAGGAAGUGAGUGAGCUGAAGGCUCGUGUGGCUGAUCUACAAUCAGAAAAGACACAGGAGAAGGCUGAGGCAGCAGCUCAGAUCAGAGAGCUGGAGGAACGUCUGGUAGAUCAGGCGGCAAACACAGAGCUCAGGGUUUCCUUGAAAGACCAGGAGGUGAUUGAGCUGAAGGCUCGUGUGGCUGAUCUACAAUCAGAAAAGACACAGGAGAAGGCUGAGGCAGCAGCUAACAUCAGAGAUCUGAAGAAAAGUCUGGUAGAUCAGGCGGCAAACACAGAGCUCCGGGUUUCAUUGAAAGACCAGGAGGUGAGUGAGCUGAAGGCUCGUGUGGCUGAUCUACAAUCAGAAAAGACACAGGAGAGUACUGAGGCUGCAGCUAAGAUCAAAGAGCUGGAGUCACGUCUGGUAGAUCAGGCGGCAAACACAGAACACAGGGUUUCCUUGAAAGACCAGGAAGUGAGUGAGCUGAAGGCUCGUGUGGCUGAUCUACAAUCAGAAAAGACACAGGAGAAGGCUGAGGCAGCAGCUAACAUCAGAGAUCUGAAGAAAAGUCUGGUAGAUCAGGCGGCAAACACAGAGCUCCGGGUUUCCUUGAAAGACCAGGAAGUUAUUGAGCUGAAGGCUCGUGUGGCUGAUCUACAAUCAGAAAAGACACAGGAGAAGGCUGAGGCAGCAGCUAAGAUCAAAGAGUUGGAGGAACGUCUGGUGGAUCAGGCGGCAAACACAGAGCUCCGAUUUGACGAGGCUAGACCAUGCCUGCUCUCUAAAACUCUACAUGCCAAAAAUGUCCUGAAUGACCCAAGGCCUAUCCAUCAGGACAUACAGGAGGGAGAAGUGAUUCAAGAAACCUGUGGCUCUGAACAGAUUACGUUCAACGGAGUUCCACUGGCUAUCUGCGAUGUAUUUGCCAUACUAGCCAGUGGAGCUCCACUGCCAGAUGCCGAACAGCACGACAAGGCAGACCAGAAGGCGUCUGAAGUGCCCCAGAUUCUACUGAACGGGUCACUGCUAGAUGCUGACGAGCAGGAGGAGGCAGUCCAGAAGGCGCCUGAAGUGCCCCAGAUUCUGAUAAACGGGGUGCCACUGCUAGAUGCUGACGAGCAGGAGGAGGCAGUCCAGAAGGCGCCUGAAGUGCCCCAGAUUCUGAUAAACGGGGUGCCACUGCUAGAUGCUGACGAGCAGGAGGAGGCAGUCCAGAAGGCGCCUGAAGUGCCCCAGAUUCUGAUAAACGGGGUGCCACUGCUAGAUGCUGACGAGCAGGAGGAGGCAGGCCAGAAGGCGGCUGAAGUUCCCCAGAUUCUACUGAACGGCGUGCCACUGCUAGAUGCUGAACAGCAGGAUAAGGUGGAGAAGAAGGCAGCUAGUAUGCCACAACAGUUUCUUAGUGGAUCCUCCCUGCCAAAUGAUGGAAACAGAGAAAGGCUAGAUAUCCCACACUGCAUUCCGGAGUCUCCUACAAAUGAAAGCGAAAAGGAAGAAGAAACAUUCCGAAAGGGACUUGCCAGUCAACAGAAUACUAGCCUGUCUGCAGGUGAUGCAAGCAUAGAAACAACCGUAAAUACUGCACAACAGCCGCUACGCAUCCCAGAGUUCUUCGUUGUGCAAAAAAGUCUUGUGGCCCACCGACUUCCUCCGAACUGCACUAUGGACCCAGUGCCGCUCCAGGUCCACUUUGUACCCAAUGAUGGUUGUGCUUCAGGAGAAAUUUAUUACGACCAUGACUCUUCGGCUGAUGCCUUUGAAGCGGCUAUGGAUGCCAUGGACUCUGGACUAGGGGAUUCCCACUGUGCGAGUCCAUACCCUGCCCGCAAGUCAGAGUCCUCCCCGGCACAGGCCUGUUCAACACACGUUCUUGAUGACAGCUGGCUAAAGCCUUUUGACCCGAGGCAGAGGGAUUCCAUUAUGUCCAGGUCAUCAUUGAAGGAUCUGCCAACUAAGUCUGAAGUCGGUAGCGGGGUCAUGAAGCCACAGAGUCCUGGAGCACUAUCCUCCUGGUGGAAACCAGAGAAGCCUUCCACGUACCAAGAGUUUGGACAGCCGAGUAUGAGCCUCCUGGACUUUACAGCAGCUGAUGAACCUCGUGGACUGGAAGUCCUGAUUGAGAGGAAAGCCUCAAAACAGUCCUGGACUUCACCAGUAAGAGGAAAUGAGCCCAGAGGACUGGAAAGUGUGCUGGAGAAUUCAAAAGAUUCCCAGGCCGUACAGCAGAAAGCAUGGCAGAGAUGUCAGCUCACCAACACGCUUGACCUGUCGUCAACAAAUGACAUGGCCGCUGUGUCGGGCAAAAAGAUAAGCCACUCCACCAUGAGCAUGCAGGUCAACACGUCUCCUGCAAAUGAGGGAGAGGACACUGCCCGAGAUGAACCUGUUACGUUGGAGCCUUGUUUCCUGUUGGCACUGCUAACCCACAGGAUUAAGAGAGGCUACAGACUCUUCACUGUGCUACACUGAUAAAGCUUAAGCUACAUCAGCAGCAUGUGGAUUUAUCAUGUGGAUUUAUCUUUAAUAGUGUGGAAUACUUUGUUCUAUACCACGCAAGUCAUAUGUUGGUAUAAAGUGCAGAUGAACAUCAAUGUGACAUCACAAAAAAUGUCAUCUGAAUGUAUACAUUACAGUGCCACUUAUCUCUACAUACCAGAAAUGUUUCUACCAAACAUUUGAAUGAGACAAGUAUUUUAUAAUAUUGUAUGUCACAAGCGUGCAUGUAAAUGCAGAUUUUUAAACAGAGAUUUUAUUUUGUGAUGCAAAACUGCCCUAUAUAGGGCAGAAGUGACUGUGUUUUUAUAAAUUCAUGUAUAUACAAUAUACAUGUCUUCUAAUUUAGCCAAAAGUCUGUGUUGUAUUUCUUGUUUGGUGAUUCGAAUGAUAUAGUGCAAAGUUGGGUACGCAUAAACAU